AAAGUGUCAAAUACAAAGACAAAAUCAGAAAGUGUGAUAAAAUUCAAACUUGUGGGGAAGAUGUAUAAAGUUUGGAAGUGUUUCACAUUCUCACAAUAGACUUUCAAGCAAAAGGGAAAGGGUGACUAUUACUAUUAGUCCAUAGGCACAAAGUUUUCAAAGGAAGUUCAAACCCCUGCUGAACUGUGGCGUGGUCUCACUUCACUUUGUCCAAUUCUCUUCACUCUUUAGGAGGGAAGGGACAAUGGAGAAGGUGAGAAAACAGAAGAAACACCACGUUGCAGCGUUCAAAACUCCAAGGUUUAUGCAUCAAUGUUGCUUUUUUCUCUUCCUCUUCACCCUUUUGGCUACAACAACUCAAGCUUUUGAUUAUGCUGAUGCACUCUCAAAGAGCCUCCUCUACUUUGAAGCACAACGCUCAGGGAGGCUACCAUACAACCAGCGAGUCACAUGGCGUGACCAUUCUGGCCUCACAGAUGGACUAGAACAAGGGGUGGACUUGGUGGGAGGGUACUAUGAUGCAGGUGAUCAUGUGAAGUUUGGUUUACCAAUGGCAUUCACAGUGACCAUGCUCUCAUGGGGUGCUAUAGAUUUUUGGGAACAAAUUGCAGAUGCAGGUGAACUAGAACACACAAUGGAGGCAAUCAAAUGGGGUACUGAUUACUUCAUCAAAGCUCACACUAGCCCAAAUGUGUUGUGGGCAGAGGUGGGUGAUGGAGACACAGACCACUAUUGCUGGCAACGAGCGGAGGACAUGACAACUUCAAGGCAAGCAUUCAAGAUAGAUGAGAGCAAUCCAGGUUCUGAUUUGGCCGGAGAGACAGCUGCAGCUAUGGCAGCUGCCUCCAUUGUGUUCAAGAAAACUAACCCACAUUACUCUCACCUACUUUUACACCAUGCUCAGCAGUUGUUUGAGUUUGGGGACAAGUACAGAGGAAAGUAUGAUGCUAGUAUUGGAGUGGUGAAGAAGUACUAUGCGUCGGUGAGCGGUUACAUGGAUGAGUUAUUGUGGGGAGCCAUGUGGUUGUACAAGGCCACCGACAAGGAAGAGUAUUUUGAGUAUGUGAUUUCAACAGCUCAUAGCUUUGGUGGCACUGGUUGGGCCAUGACAGAAUUCAGCUGGGAUGUUAAGUAUGCUGGCCUCCAAGUCUUAGCAUCAAAGUUUUUGAUGGAAGAAAAACACAAGAAGCAUGUCAAUAUACUCAAAAAGUACAGAUCAAAAGCAGAGUUCUACAUAUGUUCAUGUCUCAACAAAAACAAUGGCAGCAAUGUGGCAAGAACACCAGCAGGAUUGCUAUAUGUCAGACAAUGGAACAACAUGCAAUACGUUUCAACAGCAGCAUUUCUUCUCACAGUAUACUCUGACUUCCUCCAAAGCAAAAAUCAGAAGCUAAACUGCCAUGAUGGUAUUGUCAGCCAUGAAGAAAUUCUCAGUUUUGCCAAGUCACAAGUUGAUUACAUUCUGGGCCUAAACCCACUUAACAUGAGCUACUUAGUGGGCUUUGGGCCUAGGUACCCCAAAAUGGUCCAUCAUAGAGGGGCAUCCAUUGUGCCAUAUAGAGAGAGUAAAGGGUUCAUAGGGUGCACUCAAGGCUAUGAUAAUUGGUACAGCAUGCAAGGACCAAAUCCUAAUGUUCUAGUUGGGGCUUUGGUUGGAGGGCCAGAUCAUGAAGACAAUUUUGAGGAUCAAAGGAAUAACUAUGUGCAGACUGAGGCAUGUACAUAUAAUACAGCACCAUUAGUUGGUGCUUUUGCAAAAUUCUUGCAAUUAGAGAACAAAAUGUUGGUUCAUGAUUCUGAUUCCCUUCAAGUUGCUUCCUUUUAAAUUCUACAGUGAAAGUACUAAAGUAAUGUUUGUAGAAGCCAAUAUUAUUUUAAUUUUUGUAUAAAUGUUAUUGUUUCUAUUAGAUAAGUGAUAUUUUGCUUACCUAAGAUGUUUGACAACAUAAGUAUUUUCUCUAUUAACAUACUCGAUA
This is a messenger RNA of Lotus japonicus, 1976 nucleotides long. Its product is annotated as endoglucanase 11-like. Gene Ontology annotation, molecular function: hydrolase activity, hydrolyzing O-glycosyl compounds. Gene Ontology annotation, biological process: carbohydrate metabolic process. Bases 245 to 1825 code for a protein of 526 amino acids. The transcript has 5 exons. Lineage: Eukaryota; Viridiplantae; Streptophyta; Magnoliopsida; Fabales; Fabaceae. The record is from RefSeq and is a predicted model, not a curated record.